This is a messenger RNA of Neospora caninum, 1161 nucleotides long. RefSeq names its product srs domain-containing protein. The record is from RefSeq and is a predicted model, not a curated record. NCBI's taxonomy places the organism in Eukaryota, Apicomplexa, Conoidasida, Eucoccidiorida, Sarcocystidae. Gene Ontology annotation, cellular component: membrane. The transcript has a single exon. Bases 1 to 1161 code for a protein of 386 amino acids.
AUGGCGAGACUUCGCAGAAUGCACCAUCGCCGUGGAGAGUUCAGGUCGAAGGCCAGGAAGUUGAUAGCAGUUUGCAUGGGUGGAGUUCUGCUGUUUUCGGGUGGAGGAACUGUUUCUGCCGAGCCGGUUGAGGCGCUUCUUCGUAGGAGUUUGACUUCAGGUGCCACCGGCACCCAGGGUGAAUCAGGGGCCGCAGAAGCUGUUGCAACAUGUCCUCUGAACGAUGCGGAUUCACCAUCCAGAGGUGAAGCGACACUGACGAUCUCAAAAAGUUCCCUAACCGCUACCAUUGAAUGUCAAGGUGAAAGCCCCACAUUCGUGCCUACCGAAUUGACUAGCGUCUGCGACGGACAAGCGAACGAUGCCAAUCGAGUAUCCGAAUCUGAUACGUGCAAAAUUGGGGCCCACGCUGUAGGCAAGAAGGUGACUCUCCAGGAGCUCCUUGGUGCAUCUCACCCAAUCACCUGGGAAAUGCAACAAGCGUCGGAUGACAGUGGACAGGCCACCACACGAACACUUCAACUAGCAGAAACAGAUCUGCCUCGUACAGACAAACAAUUUAUAGUCGGCUGUCAAAAAAGUGGGCCUGGCGCCACCCCGUCAUGCAAAGUGACAGUGAAAGUGAAUGCCAGACCCUCUUCGGUUGACGACAACAACGUUGUCACAUGUGCACACGGCAAGGACAGCAACAAAACGACUGUGGAAGUCGAGAUGUCAGAAAACAAGAACACUCUCACCAUUGACUGUGGGAGCGACGGAUCCAUGCAGCCUGAAGAUUACACAUCUCAAUACUGCUCCCCCCAAGCAGACAAUUUAGACGGAUGCACGAAGAACAACUACUCUGAUAUUCUUCCCACCUUCGCAAGCAGCUGGUGGACGAAUACAGAAAACAAAACCCAGGCUACUCUGACUAUCCCGAAGACCGAUUUCCCUCCUGCAGAUCAGCGCCUCCUUCUAGGCUGUGUCCCGAAAACACAGAACGCAAACAAGCCCACAAAGGAAGAGAGCCUCACUGAGUCCGUGUCCGAGACGUUGGCAUGCCGUGUCCUUGUAACUGUCAAGGCGUCGAGCUCUACCUCCUCUGCAUCAUUCACUCCACAUGUCAUAGCUGCGACCUCUGGAGCCGCCCUCUUUCCGGGGCUUCUCUCAGGUUCCUUGUAA